Messenger RNA from Leptidea sinapis, 1454 nucleotides. Its product is annotated as paired box protein Pax-3-like. The record is from RefSeq and is a predicted model, not a curated record. The transcript has 5 exons. Bases 1 to 1131 code for a protein of 376 amino acids. Lineage: Eukaryota; Metazoa; Arthropoda; Insecta; Lepidoptera; Pieridae. Gene Ontology annotation, biological process: regulation of transcription by RNA polymerase II; anatomical structure development. Gene Ontology annotation, molecular function: RNA polymerase II cis-regulatory region sequence-specific DNA binding; DNA-binding transcription factor activity, RNA polymerase II-specific.
AUGGCUGCGGCUGGAGUGAGACCGUGUGUCAUCUCGCGACAACUGCGAGUGUCUCAUGGCUGUGUCUCCAAGAUAUUGAAUAGAUAUCAGGAAACCGGCUCCAUUCGUCCUGGCGUGAUUGGAGGUUCCAAACCAAGAGUGGCGACACCCGAAGUUGAGAACAGGAUAGAGGAAUUGAAGAGACAGAACCCAGGUCCAUCGUCCUGUGAGGAUUCAGAUACCGAAUCGGAACCUGGAAUCACGCUCAAAAGAAAACAACGAAGAUCAAGAACCACCUUCUCAGGAGAUCAGCUUGAGGCUCUCGAACGUGCUUUUACAAGAACACAAUAUCCUGACGUGUACACUAGAGAAGAAUUAGCCCAAAAAACUAAACUUACUGAAGCUAGAGUUCAGGUAUGGUUUUCUAACCGAAGAGCUAGACUCCGCAAACAAUUAAAUUCGCAACAAUUAAGCGCUUUUAAUACUAUGUCACUGCAAUCUGCAUUCCCUCCUGUUCAUCAGCAGUACGAACCUCCAACAUCAUUUAAUGCCCAAUGUGCCUCUUGGCAACAAUCUUAUUCUUCUGCAUUAGGAUCUAGUUCGGUACUUAACUCUGCCCUGGCACCUUCUCUUCACCAAUCAGCGUUAACGGCUCCAUCAGUGUGUCAGUCGGCUAUUGCAGCUUCUUCAUUACAUCCAUCUAGUUCAUUUUCUGCUGGAAAUCUAACUCCUUUAUCACAUUCAUCGGAGAUUGCAACACCAUUACAAGCACCAGCCGAUGCAACUCCACCAAGUUCAAGUCCUACAGCUGCAAGUCCUCCGUGCAUAAACACAACUGGGGGGAUAACAUACCAACAUUCAAGCUACCCGAAUGUGAGCGAAGCAGUUUCUCACUCUCAUCCAGCUUAUGGCUACAGUGAUUAUGCAAAACAAGAGCAUAUGUCUGCACACAAUCAUUGGACCUCAAGACAACUUGGAAGUCACACCCAAAACAAACUUGGAGAAGUUGGUGCCUGGCCAGAAAAUUAUAGUUCGUUCUUUGGUACAAAUGCAUCGCACUAUGCUUCGCACGCGCAUUCACCAACAGAGGCCAAGUCUGGUUACCCUUACAUUGGCCAGUUAGGUGGAAUGGAUAUGGGAAGAGUGCAUUAAAUUCUUAUUCUUAUAGAACGGACUUGAAGCAUUUUAUGGACUUUGGGGCCAAAUAUGUUCCAUGGUUACUUAUAUUUAUACUCUCGGGUGGCUUAAUUAGACUGAGUUGCAUCAUAUUAGCUGUUAUAAAUAACUUUUAGGUUAAAAUUAACGUUAAUCAAAUCAAAUUAAAAUCAGUUUAUUCAAUUAGGUCACUAAAAUGACACUUAUGAAUGUCAAAAGAAAUAAAAUAUUUUUCUUAUUGAAUCUACCGCUACUUCGUAAAGGGCUGAGCUAAUGAGAAGAAGUAGCAAGAAACUCAUUGCCACUCUUUUAUACCAAGA